Ostreococcus lucimarinus CCE9901 is the source of this 768-nucleotide messenger RNA. RefSeq lists its product with no specific name. Gene Ontology annotation, biological process: protein ubiquitination. Gene Ontology annotation, molecular function: ubiquitin-protein transferase activity. The transcript has a single exon. The record is from RefSeq and is a predicted model, not a curated record. Bases 1 to 768 code for a protein of 255 amino acids. Lineage: Eukaryota; Viridiplantae; Chlorophyta; Mamiellophyceae; Mamiellales; Bathycoccaceae.
AUGGCGAACGCCGGGAUCGGGUUGUCGCAGUUUGCGUUCGUCGGGACGUUCAUCGCGGCGGUGAAGAAAACGAUCGCGGGACCGCGAGAGGAACCGCCCGAACACCUGAAGUGCGUCAUCACGCAGGAGCUGUUUCGAGAUCCCGUGGUGCUGGUGCAAACGGGGUACACGUACGACCGAAUCGCCAUCCAACGCUGGCUCGCGGCCAAGUUUCCGCCGACGGAUCCGACGAGUAACGUCGAGUUGUGGUGCACGGAUCUCGUCCCGAAUUGGUCGCUACGUCAGAGCGUCGAUGAGUGGGGGGUCGCGAAUGGAUACGGCGCCAUGGAUCCACCCGAAGAGGCGGUGCGAGUGACGAAGGAUGGCAGACCGAUGGGGCGACGCUCGGCCAACGCCACGAGCGCGACGGCGCUGACGCACCAAUAUUUGCAAGCGCUUCAUCGCACACAUCCGCGGCACGCGGCGGUUUUAGUAUUUUUGAUGACGUUUACCCUGGGCACGAUCACGGUGACCACGCUCACGGUGGUUCACAGCGCGUACGCAGCCGUCGGCGCGGCGCUUCGUCACGAAGCCGUCGCUCGGAUGCUCGACGGCCCGGCUCAAAGUUUCGUUUGGUGGUUUUGCGUCGGCGGGUUUCUUUUCUUGGCGCACUGCGGCGCGCAGGAUGUGCCUCCCGUCGCGCGCGGUCGCGAACGGGUCGAUCGACGAGGUCGCGCGCAAGACGUCGUGGGACGCGGUUUCUUUCGCCGUCUCGGCGUCGCGCGCUGA